UUGAACCAAGAGCAGUUAAUUGGAAGCUGAAAUUGAAUCCUUCAAAUUCAAUGAUCUGGGGUCUGAAUUUGCAAUAUGCAUGAUGAUCCUGGUGUAUUUAUGUAUUUUCUGACAUUGUACUAAAUAUAUGUACAGUAUCCUUCCAACUCCCACCUACUUGAACUAUUUCAAUUUCCCAAGAGAGAGAGAGAGAGAGAGAUUUACAAAUAAAUGAACAGAUGCAGGAAGGAAAAGCAUUUACUGAGUGUUUGUCACUGUCCCACUUUGCCAAACCUGCCUCAACCAUCUCCCAAAUAAAUGCAGAGGUAUAAUAAAUAGACAAAGUUGCCUCCCCUCAAUGCGCAUGACUUCUUACUGUUACUGUAUUAAGGGAAUACAGCCAAAAGCAGGUUGCAGAAAAGCUCAGCUCGGAAUAUAUCCAUUCUUGCCAAACUAAGAAAUGGAUUAUUCAUACAAAUUGUUGAUGCUUCUUUCUUCUCUCACUCUAUGCCUCCUUCCAUUUUCUUCUUGCUUGGCUCCCUCUGUCGGUUUCUACGCAGGUUCCUGUCCCGCAGCUGAACUCAUGGUGAAGAACACCGUGAGAUCAGCUUCUGAUUUGGACCCCACAAUCCCCGGGAAGCUCCUUCGCUUGCUCUUCCACGACUGCUUCAUCGAGGGAUGUGAUGCUUCCAUACUAUUACAAGGAAACGGGACGGAAAGAAGCGAUCCUGCAAACAGGUCCGUUGAUGGAUUUGCAGUCAUAGACUCAGCAAAGAGAUUGCUCGAAAUCUUCUGCCCAGAAACAGUUUCUUGUGCUGACAUUCUUGCAAUGGCUGCUAGAGAUGCAGUUGAAUAUACAGGAGGACCAAGCGUGCAGAUUCCGACAGGGAGGAGAGACGGUAGGAUUUCAGCAGCUGCAAAUGUGAGACCAAACAUCAUAGACACAAGCUUCACAUUAGAUGAGAUGGCUAAGCUCUUCAUUGCAAAGGGAUUAUCUAUGGAUGACCUUGUUACCCUCUCAGGGGGUCACACCAUCGGGAAAUCACAUUGCAGCUCAUUCAACGACCGGUUCAAGCUCGACCCGAGUGGAAAUGUUACGGUGAUCGACUCAUCCCUAGACCGGGAGUAUGCGAUCCAGCUAACAAAAAUGUGUCCUGCCGGUGCUAGGGAUGAUUCGAUCACCGUUAAUAACGACCCGGGCACUCCCUUUCAGUUCGACAACGAGUAUUACAAGAUAGUGUUAGAGCACAAGGGGCUUUUCCAGUCUGAUUCUGCACUGGUAAAUGAUAAUAGAACGAGGAACAAAGUGGUGGAAUUUGCACAGAGUCAAGAUAGUUUCUUUGAGAGCUGGGCUGUUUCUUUCUUGAAACUUUCCACCAUUGGGGUUAAGACAGGUGAUGAAGGUGAAAUUCGACAAUCUUGCUCCAUGCCUAAUAGAUGAUCUCUAUCCCAAAUUGGUGUUUCAUCUUAUGUAUAAUCGAUGAAUUGUUGCUACGUAUAGUUUAUAUAUAUAAAAAAAUAUAUGUGACAACAAUCUAAUGAAUAUUGACAGAAUGUCUGGAUAUA
This is a messenger RNA of Salvia miltiorrhiza (redroot sage), 1545 nucleotides long. Its product is annotated as peroxidase 18-like. The record is from RefSeq and is a predicted model, not a curated record. Gene Ontology annotation, biological process: hydrogen peroxide catabolic process; response to oxidative stress. Gene Ontology annotation, molecular function: peroxidase activity; heme binding. NCBI's taxonomy places the organism in Eukaryota, Viridiplantae, Streptophyta, Magnoliopsida, Lamiales, Lamiaceae.